Molecule: messenger RNA, 4520 nt
Organism: Nannospalax galili (Upper Galilee mountains blind mole rat)
Lineage: Eukaryota; Metazoa; Chordata; Mammalia; Rodentia; Spalacidae
Gene: Creg2
Product: cellular repressor of E1A stimulated genes 2
Exons: 4
Coding region: 77-943 (288 amino acids)
Source: RefSeq, a predicted model, not a curated record
CCGCAGGGGGGCGCCCCUGGCCGGCCAGUGCUGGCGGCUAGCGGUCCCCAGGGUAGGGCGCGUCGCCUGCAAGAAGAUGUCGGUGUCCGGCGGAGAGCGGCCGGCGCGGCCUGGGACCCGCCUGUCCUGGCUACUGUGCUGCAGCGCCCUGCUGUCCCCGGCCGCCAGCUAUGUGAUCGUGAGCUCCGUGUCCUGGGCGGUCACCAACGAAGUGGACGAGGAGCUGGACAGCGCUUCCACUGAGGAGGCGCUGCCUGCGCUGCUGGAGGACUCGGGCAGCAUCUGGCAGCAGAGCUUCCCUGCCUCAGCGCACAAGGAGGAUGCGCACCUGCGGCCCCGGGGCUCCGCCAGAGCCAGGCCCGGCCCCGCACCGCGAGGCAUGUUCUCCUACCGGCGGGAGAGCGACCCCGCGGGGGCAUCCUCCAGUCGCAGGCUGCACGCCGGCACCGCGCGCUCCCUGGUCCACGCCAGCGCCUGGGGCUGUCUGGCCACCGCGUCCUCCCACGACCAGAUCCAAGGGCUGCCAUUUGGGAGCUGCAUGGCCAUCAGUGACGGCCCCUUCCACAACAGCACUGGGGUCCCAUUCUUCUACGUGACAACUAAGGACCCUGUGGUGGUCGACCUGGUGAAGAACCCCAUGGCCUCGCUGAUGCUGCCGGAAUCAGAAGGAGACUUUUGCAGAAAAAACAUCGUCGACCCAGAGGAUCCCCGAUGUGCCCGGUUAACACUCACUGGCCGAAUGAUCGUUGUGCCUCCUGAAGAAGGAGAAUUCGCCAAGCAAGCCAUGUUUUCAAGGCAUCCAGGAAUGAGGAAAUGGCCUCGACAGUAUGAAUGGUUCUUCAUGAAGAUGAGUAUAGAACACAUCUGGCUUCUGAAAUGGUACGGAGGUAUAUCCGACAUCUCACGAGAGGAGUAUUUCAAAGCAGCUCCCAGAAAGGCCUGACAGACUAACACGGAAACUUAGGAGCUUUCAUUCCAAUGAAAACCUUUGAAAGUGAAGGAGCCAGGCAGCUCCUGACUGCUGUCUCUUUGUAGAAGGGUUCCUAGCCACCCUGUCAUCCUAUGGCAGAAUGAGAGAGGAUAAACAGGAAACCUCGGGCCAGACUUGAGAUUCAAGUGGUCAUUUGCAGAUCCACAGUUCACACAGGUACUUCAUAUAGAUAGCUGUUGUUUAUGUUGUAUUCAGUCCAGACACACCCAUUUGGAAGUCACAGUUGUCAAAAAUGAAACUGAUAGUUGCUGUUCCGGUCUUUAAGAAAAAAAAUUAUGCCUGUACAUGCAACGUCAUUGCUUCAUAUUGUGAAAGCAUAGUGUUGCUUUCUGUGUCAAAAUCGGUGCCUUGAAUCAAAGCUCAUUGCAUAAAAAGAGUUGAACAUGAGGCACAGAGCAGGGCCUUGUGUUCAGGGGGAUGGUGGAGAGCUUUUUAUCUGAAGUUAUUCAUUAUGUUACUGGAUUGCCAAUAUAUUCCUGAGUCACAUUUGCUAGAAUGUACUAAUCGCUUAGGGAGCAUUUUCCCCAGCUGUAACACGCAGGCAAAGUAAGAACAUGCAGCUUUGUGCCCAGGCCUGCUCUGUGUAAGCAGUCUAUGGAGGAAUAACAACAGGAGUGGGAGAGCUUUGCCAUCAAGCUUCCCAGAUCCUCACUGCUCAUGUUUCCAGCAGAAGCUGCCCUGUUCCGUGCUUGAGAUGUGGCAUACAACAUAAGAAGCGCCUCUUUCCACAUUGUGUACAGGGGACAGGGGAGAGAGCACAACAGAGAAAGCAAGGCAAUUCUCAUAAGAGAAGGCACUCUUCUGAAGGUCUUCUCCUUGCCCAACCCUGGACCAGUGCCUCAGUAGACAUCGCCUCACUUAAGCCCUAUACUCAGUAAGAUGCAUACCAUCAGUGUCUCAGACAAAGAAACUGAAGCUCAGAGAGGGCCAGUCAGUAUCCCAAGGUCAGAAUCCUGAACUCACUGCACACAGUAGAUGGAUGCUACCUCCAAAUGUUUACGUUUUGAGAAUGAAAGUUACUGAAAAGCACAGGGACCAUCCAGCCAGGGCUGUGAUUGCAAAGGAGGAUGACUAAUCUUGCCCAUAGAUCAUAUGUCACUGCUGUGGACAGGGACCCUGGAUUCUUAACUACAGAUUUAAGUUUCUCUGCACAUUAUUUACAAGUACUAGACUGAAACUGUGUUCAUACUUAAGGCCUACAUGGACCAAAGUGCUCACCAUCAAGGCCUUCAUCACUGAAAUCUGUAAAGGAUCUAAUAGUAUCCAAGUUUUCUAUCUUUCUGUAAUGACUAGAAACUCUCUUUGAUGGAUUAGGUGUGUCGUAUCACAUAAAAAUAUACCAAUACAGGAAAUAUACAUUCUUCAGAAAUAUCAGUGGCUGUAAUUUUAAAACAUGAAGAGAGUUUGAGUUGUCAAAAUACACUUAAGUACUUAUUACUAAAAACCUAAUGAGAUGCACAAUAUUCUUUCAUUCGAUAAAAGGCAGUUCACAAGUGUCCCUAACAAUGGCAAUUUCUAAUACAUAAUCAUAUGGUAGAUUUUUUAUGGUAUUCCAUAUUUUCAGAGUUUAAAGUUAUUGCUACUCCUAAUUUAGAAGAAGGAAAAUUAGAAAAACAAACUGCAUGUUAAAAACUACAUCAUAAAUCAGUCCCAGACUUUGAUUCUUGACACAUCAUUUCCUCACAGUCCAGUUUUACCAGUAAGUAAGACUGUUAGCUGGUAUAAUCGGGUUCCAUCUAGUUCGUUGAGAGUCCCUGAUGCUUCAAAGGGCUUUGAAGAGUGGGUUCCAUUUGUAGCCACUAAUUUGUUUAUCAGCUACUUAUCAAAGUUAGAGGAAAUGAAAUCUCAACAGGCCAGACAAUAAGAACAACAUUGAAAACUCACAGGUUUGAGUCUAAUGGGCCCAGUUCAGACAAAUUUGUUUUUGGAAAAUUUCCAGUAAUUCACACUGAAUUAAAUUUUUAGGACUGACCUGGAAGUUCUAGACAUGGCAAUAAAGCAAGGAAAAAAUAUUAAAUGCAUAAAAUUGGAAGGAAGAAAGAAAAGUGUCCUUGUUUAUAGAUGACAUAGUUGUCUACAUAGAAGAUUCCAAAUAAUCUACUUUUUAAAAACUUCAACAAACCUAGAAGUAGUCGGUACAGCAAGGUCUCAGAAUUACAAGAUCAGUGCACAACACUUAAUCACAUUUCCAUGUACUAACAACAAAUAUGAAAACUAAAAUUUAAAACCCUAUAACAUAUACAGUCACUCCAAAGAAAAUUAAAUACUUGGGGUAUAAAGUUAGCAAAACAUGCAGAGGAUUUUUAUGAUUUGAAAAAAUUUAAUGCUAGCAAAAGAAAUCAAGCACUUAAACAAAUGAGAGAUACCAUAUUCAUGGAUUGGUAGGCACAAAAUAAUGAAUGAUGUCAAUUCUUCUAAACUGAACUCUUGGUUUAAUACGGUUUUUACAAAAAUCCCAGCAAAGUUAGUAAACACAUAAAAUUUUACUAUAAAAGUUAUAUUAUGGAAUGGCAGUGUGUCUCAGUGUUCUGGCAUUUGUCUGAUAUGCACAAAGCCCUAUUACAAUCCCAAGCACCACAAAAAAUUAGUUAUAGUCCAAGAUUUGCAGUCUUUGGAACAGUUAACACAAUCAUAAAAGAAGAAUCAAGUAAUAGAAAUCAUUUGACCCAAUGGAAACAUUUGUUAUAUAUCAACAAUACUCAAAACAAUUUGCUAUUGAUGGAGGCAUGGACAUGAAGAUCUAUGGAAUGAAACAGAGAGUCUACUGAUAGACCCAUAGAAUAUGCUUAACUGGUUUUUUACAAAGGUGUGAAAGCCAUUCAGCAUGAAGAGGGCAGUCUUUAACAACUACGCUGAAGCAUGUGGGUAUCCAUAGCAAACCCUGGGCUAACCUCAGACCUUACACAAAAACUAAGCCAAAAUAGCUUAUAUCUAUAAAUAUAAAAUGUAAAGUUAUGAAACUAUAGAAAGAAACAGAAAAUCUUUAGAACCAAUUUAAAAGUUUUGUUCUGCAAAAGACUCCAUUAAGAAAAUGGGGCAGGCGGGGGAGCAACAUAGUGACAGAAAAUAUUUGCAGACUGCAUAUCUGACAGAAUGCUGAAUCCAGACUAUGGACAUUAUAUAUUCUCAAAUACUAGAAUAAGUAUCUACUCUCAAUAUGUAUCUAAACUCAAUAGUUUUUAAAAUCCAAUUAGAAAAACAGGAUAGGAGAGACCAUUUAGUUCACUGCAGAGAAUCCACAAAUGACAAAUAAAUGCAUGAGAAGAGACCCCAGGGAACUGAAAACUAAAACCGCAAUGAGUCACCACUUCACACUACCCGAAACAGCUAAAAGAAAGAAGCCUGAGAACAUCAAAUGCUGGCAAGGACGUAAAGGAAGCAGAUCAGCCAUACACUGCAACUGGGAAAUAAAUGCAACAGCCACUAGGAAGCUAUUGGGCAAUUUCCUUAAAAUGUAAACACGUGGGGCUGGAGGGAUGGCCCAGCAGUUAAGAGCACGGGCUUCUCUUGCAGAGGACCCAGGUUCAAU